Messenger RNA from Miscanthus lutarioriparius, 1794 nucleotides. Lineage: Eukaryota; Viridiplantae; Streptophyta; Magnoliopsida; Poales; Poaceae. The record is from the annotation of a GenBank genome assembly.
AUGGAGCCGUCGUCGUCCAUCACGUUUGCGUCGUCGUCGUCGUACCUGUCCAACGGCUCCAGCCCCUGUUCCGUCGCGAUGCCGCCGCCGGGGCUGCCCCAGGCUCCCCCCUUGGCUGCUGGCGAGGGGUGGGGUGGUGGAGUCGCUGCCGCAGGGAGCGGAAGCAGCGUGGAGGCGGUGAGCCUGAACCGCCUCAGCAAGAACCUCGAGCGGCUGCUCCUCGACCCGGACCUAGACUGCAGCGACGCCGACGUCGAGGUGCCCGACGGCGGGCCGCCCGUACCCAUCCACCGCUGCAUACUUGCCGCCCGCAGCGACUUCUUCUACGACCUCUUCGCCGCGCGCGGCCGCGGUGGGGCAGCGCGCGGUGAUCCGACCGCCGGCGCCGGAGGAGCAGCGGAGGGGGCUGCCAGUGGAAGGCCGCGGUACAAGAUGGAGGAGCUCGUCCCCGGGGGUCGCGUGGGGCGCGAGGCCUUCCAGGCGUUUCUGGGGUACAUGUACACCGGCAAGCUCCGGCCGUCACCGGUCGACGUGGUCUCUUGUGCUGACCCAGUGUGCCCUCACGAUUCGUGCCCGCCGGCCAUCAGGUCCGCGGUCGAGCUCAUGUACGCGGCGUGUACCUUCAAGAUCCCCGAGCUCACCUCGCUCUUCCAGCGGCGGCUUCUUAACUUUGUAGACAAGACUCUAGUGGAGGAUGUCAUUCCUAUUUUGAAAGUUGCUUCCCACUCAGGGCUGACUCAAGUGAUUGACAAAUGUAUUCAAAGGAUUGCUAGAUCAGAUUUUGACGAUAUAUCUUUGGAUAAGGAGCUCCCUCCUGAAGCUGUUGAGGAGAUAAAAAUUUAUGCAAGAAAUGAUGCCAAUGCAUUACACUAUGCUGCUUCUUACUGUGAUUCUAAAGUUGUCUCAGAGCUAUUAGAUUUGGCGCUGGCUAACUUAAAUUUGAAGAAUAGCCGUGGAUACACAGCACUCCACUUGGCUGCUAUGAGGAGAGAACCAGCUAUCAUUAUGUGUCUCCUUAACAAAGGGGCAAAUGUAUCACAACUGACAGCUGAUGGCAGGAGCGCAAUUGGUAUUUGUCGGAGGUUAACAAGAUUAAAAGACUACAAUACAAAGAUGGAGCAGGGUCAAGAAUCAAAUAAAGAUAGGCUGUGUAUAGAUAUUCUAGAGAGGGAGAUGAUGCGAAAUCCUAUGGCGGUGGAAGAUGCUGUCACCUCGCCUUUAUUGGCAGAUGAUCUUCACAUGAAGCUUCUCUACCUGGAAAACAGAGUUGCAUUUGCUAGAUUGUUCUUUCCUGCUGAAGCCAAGGUCGCCAUGCAAAUUGCACAAGCAGACACCACAGAAGAAUUCGGCGGUAUAGUUGCAGCAAGUACUUCUGGUAAACUGAGGGAGGUCGACCUUAAUGAGACGCCAGUCACACAAAACAAAAGACUCCGUUCAAGGGUAGAUGCACUGAUGAAAACAGUGGAGCUGGGCCGUCGGUACUUCCCAAACUGCUCGCAGGUGCUGGACAAAUUCCUGGAGGACGACCUGCCGGACGGGCUGGACCAGUUCUACCUCCAGAGGGGCACCGCCGACGAGCAGAAGGUGAAGAGGAUGCGCUUCUGCGAGCUGAAGGAGGACGUGCUGAAGGCUUUUAGCAAGGACAAGGCGGACAGCAGCAUGUUCUCGGCCUGUCUUCGUCGUCGUCGUGCUCGCCACCCCAGAAAUCCGCCAAGAGGUGAUCAAGGGACUAGUUUUUGCCGAAUACUUGUUUGUAAUCACGGUCUUGGAGACCUGGACCCGGACAGCAUAUAG